Triticum urartu is the source of this 2343-nucleotide messenger RNA. RefSeq names its product L-gulonolactone oxidase 2. Gene Ontology annotation, molecular function: FAD binding; D-arabinono-1,4-lactone oxidase activity. The record is from RefSeq and is a predicted model, not a curated record. Gene Ontology annotation, cellular component: membrane. Lineage: Eukaryota; Viridiplantae; Streptophyta; Magnoliopsida; Poales; Poaceae.
UAGCUAGCUAGUUAAUGGGACACGAGCAACUUUUACAUACCCAUGCAUGUGUGCUCAACUGCUGAAACAGAAUAAAAACCCAACUGUCCAUAUGGUUCUCCAUCUCAUUUCUUCACUGGAACUUUGAUCCUAUAGGCCCAUGUUACCUAGACGAAUGAAAGUAGCAAACUCGCUGCAUAUAUAUAGCCCAUUGCGUCCUAUAAUACAUGUAGGGUACAGGGCUCCAAGUGGUCAUAUAGCAGCCACGGACGUCGUUAGCCACACGUAAACCCAGAUGUGCAAGAUGAUGAGUCCAGUGCAGCUGCCGGCCCUCCUCCUCCUCCUCAUGACACUGACCGCGCCGUCGGCUCACCGGGCGGCCGCUAGCCCCCCGGCGGACCCGGUGCAGUGCUCGUCGGGCGGCGGCACGGCCGACUGCACCUUCUCGACCGCGUACGGCGUGUUCCCGGACCGCUCCACGUGCCGGGCCGCCGCCGUGGCCUACCCUACCACCGAGGCGGAGCUGGUGCGCGCGGUGGCGAACUCCACGGCCGCCAAGACCAAGAUGAAGGUCACCACCAGGUACGCCCACAGCAUGCCGCCGCUGGCGUGCCCCGGCGCCGGCGACGGCCGGGGCCUCGCCAUCAGCACCCGGUGGCUGAACCGCGUCGUGGCCGUGGACGCGGCCCGGGCAGAGAUCACGGUGGAGAGCGGCGUCACACUGCGGGAGCUCAUCGCGGCGGCGGCGGCCGCCGGGCUCGCGCUGCCCUACGCGCCCUACUGGUGGGGGCUCACGGUGGGCGGCAUGCUCGGCACGGGCGCCCACGGCAGCUCGCUGUGGGGCAAGGGCAGCGCCGUCCACGAGUACGUCGUCGGGAUGCGCAUCGUCACGCCCGCGCCGGCCGCCGAGGGCUACGCCAGGGUGCGCGUGCUCGCGGCCGCCGACCCGGAGCUGGACGCCGCCAAGGUCUCCCUCGGCGUCCUGGGCGUCAUCUCUCAGGUGACUCUGGCGCUACAACCUCUGUUCAAGCGGUCGACGACGUUCACGGAGCGGGACGACGACGACCUCGCGGAGCAGGUGACCAAGUUCGGGUACCAGCACGAGUUCGCCGACAUCGCCUGGUACCCGGGCCACGGGCGCGCGGUGUACCGCAUGGAUGACAGGCUGCCGAUGAACGCCUCCGGCGACGGCGUGCUCGACUUCAUCGGCUUCCGCCCCACCUCGGCCGCGGUGAUCAAGGUCAACCGGCUGGCCGAGGAGGCGUCCGAGCGGGUGGGCAACGGCGGCAGCGGCGGCAAGUGCCUGACCGCGAGGGUGACCCACGCCGCGCUGUCGGUGGCCGGCUACGGGCUGGCGCGGAGGAGCGGCGGGCUGUUCACGGGGUACCCGGUGGUGGGGCGGCAGGACCGGAUGCAGGCGUCCGGCGGCUGCCUGACGGGGCCAGAGGACAAGCUCCAGACCGCCUGCGCCUGGGACCCGCGCGUGAGCGACUCCAGCUUCUUCCACCAGACCACCUUCAGCCUGCCGCUGAGCCGCGCGGGCGCGUUCGUCCAGGACGUGCAGCGGCUGCGGGACCUGAACCCGAAGGCCCUCUGUGGCCUGGAGCUCUACGACGGCAUGCUCAUCCGCUACGUCAAGUCCUCCACGGCGCACCUCGGGAAGCCGGCGGCGGCCGGGGAGUCGGCGGACAUGGUGGACUUCGACAUGACCUACUACCGCAGCCGCGACCCACGGAGGGCGCGGCUCCACGAGGACUUCCUGGAGGAGAUCGAGCAGAUGGGGCUGUUCAAGUACGGCGGCCUGCCACACUGGGGCAAGAACCGCAACCUCGCCUUCGCCGGCGCCGCGAGCAAGUACCCUGGGAUGCGCCGGUUCCUGCGCGUCAAGAGCGCCUACGACCCCGACGGCCUCUUUUCCAGCGGCUGGAGCGACAUGAUGCUCGGUGUCAGCGGCGGCGGCGCCGCGCCGACGACGGACGCGCCCGGGUGCGCGCUGGAAGGGAUGUGCGUGUGCUCGCGGGACGCGCACUGCGCGCCGGAGCAGGGCUACGUGUGCCGGCCCGGCAAGGUGUACAAGGAUGCCAGGGUCUGCACCAAAGUCUAGUCGUCCAUCUGAACUACAGAAAGAAUUAAUGGUAGAAUGGGCUAGACACAAACCACACAUUGGGUCGAAUUUGGAACCUCACCAACUGCUACUUAGAAUUCACACAAUCCCAGUUAGCAGUAACACAUACUCACGUAGCCCGGAUGCUUCGUUGUCGUACCAUACAAUCUGAUUUAAUCCUUCGUACAAAUUUACUAGGCUAAAAAACAUCUUAUAUUUUGAGGGGAGAUAGUACGCCACACAGGCGUUGCAUUUGCGUU